CACAGGGAUAUGGCUGACGAGAGGGGUGGAGGCGAAGACAACAUCAACGACAACAUGGGGAACCAGUUACAACUUUUACCAGACAAUGAGGAAGAGGAGGAGGAAGAUGACAUGGAGACUGAAGACCGAGAUAACGAGGAGGCGGAGAAGCCCAACAUCAUCACCUUUGACCCAAGUCUUCCCACAUCACAUGCUUAUCUGGGCUCAGACAUGGAGGAGUUUCAUGGCCGUACAGUCCACGAUGACGACAGCUGUCAGACCAUUCCUGUGCUGCCACACACGGCUGUGAUGCUGGUGCCGGGCCAGACGCUGCCUCUGCAGCUCUUCCGGCCACAGGAGGUCAGCAUGAUGAGGAGCGUCAUCCAGAGAGACCGCACGUUUGCUGUGCUUGCACACAGUGACGCAGGUGAGCCGGAGGCAGAGUUUGGGACAACGGCUGAAAUCUAUGCAUAUCGGGAGGAGCAGGAGUAUGGCAUUGAAACAGUCAAAGUGAAAGCUGUGGGGAGACAGAGAUUCAAGGUCCAUGAGAUAAGAACUCAAGCAGACGGGAUCCGACAAGCCAAAGUACAGAUCCUUCCAGAACGAAUCCUUCCAGAUCCCCUCUCUGCUGUUCAGCUUAUACCCCUGUCCAGGCUCCACAUGCACCCUUCCUCCAAACCCCCAACUCAGAGCUGCAAACAGGCCCAGUACUGGUGGAAUAACUACCAACAGAGGAAGUUUCACUGUGCCAGUCUGACACCAUGGCCACCCUGGGUCUAUGCACUCUAUGACUCUGAGUCGCUCAUGAACAGGGUGAAGAAACAGCUCCACGAAUGGGACGAGAAUCUGAAGGAUGACUCUCUCCCUACAAACGCCAUAGACUUCUCCUACAGAGUGGCGGCCUGUCUGCCCAUAGACGACGCUCUGCGGCUCCAGCUGCUGAAGAUCGGCAGUGCCAUCCAGAGACUUCGCUGUGAACUGGACAUCAUGGACCGGUGCACGUCACUGUGCUGUAAGCAGUGCCAGGACACGGAAAUCACCACUAAAAAUGAGAUCUUCAGCUUGUCUCUGUACGGCCCCAUGGCUGCGUAUGUCAACCCUCACGGUUACGUCCAUGAGACCCUGACUGUCUACAAAGCCAACAACCUCAACCUGGUCGGCAGGCCAUCCACACUGCACAGCUGGUUUCCAGGGUACGCCUGGACAAUUGCUCAGUGCCGAACCUGCGGAUCUCACAUGGGUUGGAAGUUCACUGCCACCAAGAAGGACUUGUCUCCACCUCGUUUCUGGGGUCUGACCCGUUCAGCGAUGCUCCCCCGUAUCCCCCAGGGCGAGGGGGAGGAGGGGAGGGAGGGCUCUCGCCUCUUCUGCCUGUGACGUCAGACCAUCAACCUGCAAAAACCCCCCGAGCCUGGAUUACUUUUAGUUAUCAACGCAUCACACAAUGCCUGUCACCCCUGGCAGCAAAUCCAUCAUAUUAGUGACAGGGUCAUUCGGCCUUUAAAUGGCAAUCUACAAGCAAAUUAGAACAGGAUGGAGGCAGUGAUUGUUCUUAUAGGUUUUUAAAAUGUGGGGGCAGUGGUGAGACAACUUGGUGAUAAAGUGAGAAAUAAAUGAAGAAUAACAAACUGAACAGAUUGACUCCAUGACAAGUAGUAACAUCCUAGCAUGCAGCUCCCCUGUCCAGCUGUCUUCUUGGUAGCUCACACAGAAACACAAAAGCUAUGCUUAAUGUACAAUCUCCCCUCGACUCCUUUUCUCCAUCUAAUGGAGAGUGUUACUGCAUGUAGUUGAGAUAGAGAUAUCAUCGACAGGUAUGCUACAUUAGCCCACUUAAAUAUGCUGUAGGACAACCAGUCAACAUAGAGUAAAUUCACUUAGCACUCAUAUCCUCUGUGGGUUCCUAAUAAUGUUUUCUGUAAUUUCAGCUGCCAUAGGUCAGUGGAGGGCGCUGUUUGAAUGAAAGUGCACUCGUGUGUGUAGAUCUGUCAUGAUAGAGGAUAUUUUGAAUUUUGGAAUUAAAUUAGAUGUAUUUUUGUAUGCCAGAAGAUUGGAACUUAAUUUAACAUACUCAUUCAUGUGUGGAGAAACUGCUUUUUUAUUAUCACACCAGUUUUUGUAAUAAAUGAAAAACUGAGGUGAAAAUAACGAUAAUGUGUAAUAUACUUGAUAUGAUCGAUGUGUGUUUUGUAUUCAACUAAAGCUCAUUGUCUUGUCGGAUGAUGUGCUUCAGGAAACAAGCGUUAUCUGGCUGCACAAGUGAAAAUUUGAGAUGUCUUGGUGCCUCGUGGCAGACUGUUUUGUUUUGUUUUUUUUGUGGUUUUUUUUAGGUCUACGCUAUUGAAGACAGAGCGAAAGGAGUGUUUACCUUCCUUCAUUUAGUUUGUUCAUGUUGUGUGGCAUUUUAAAGUGGUGUGCCUAUGCUCCAGCUCAGAGUCUUCUCAUAAGUUUGUUAAAGCAGUGAGCCGCAGGCGCGAAUGAAAGAUUGUAAAGGGCAAAAAGGUGAUAAGACUUUGCUUUAAUUUAAGUUUUUUAGGAUUCUCUCUGGUUUGUAGUCACACAGUUUUCAGGAUUCUACUUCUUGCGAUUUUGUUGCAAGGUGCUGGCUCACGUUUGUAUAAAUGUAACUGUAAAUAAGAGGCAUUUGUUGUGUAAUAUAACUGGCGUUCUACUGAAUCUGACUCUUAUUUCUCAUAUCUCUUCACGUCACAGAGAAUUGUUGGACAAACUCUCGUCUUCAGUAAGCAGAGUAAUAUAAGAAAACGUCAAGAAUCUGAAGAUGGUGAUCUGUCUAAUGAAAUGUUUUUGGAUGAUUUCUUAGAGGAAUAGUUCGACAUUUUGGGAAAUUUCAGGCUGUUUGGUUUCUUGCAGAGAGAUAGAUGAGAAGAUUGGUACCACUCAUAUCUUUUGGAUAAAUAUGAAACUAACGGGCUGCUGACUGUCACUUUAUUUCUAACAGGCAUCUCAUCUAACUCACUGCAUUCAAGCAAAUAAUGAUUUUUCCGAAAAUGUCAAACUAUUCCAUUAAAGAGAAACAAUUUAGAACAUCUUAUGUGUUCUCAUUAUGGAUGAAGCACAAUGUCAUAUGGGUCUACAGUUUUGCG
Xiphias gladius (swordfish) is the source of this 3083-nucleotide messenger RNA. RefSeq names its product cereblon (gene crbn). The transcript is spliced from 11 exons. The record is from RefSeq and is a predicted model, not a curated record. Bases 10 to 1356 code for a protein of 448 amino acids. Gene Ontology annotation, cellular component: Cul4A-RING E3 ubiquitin ligase complex. Lineage: Eukaryota; Metazoa; Chordata; Actinopteri; Istiophoriformes; Xiphiidae. Gene Ontology annotation, biological process: protein ubiquitination.